GCGUGCUGGUCCCGGGGAAGGUGGACGAGGCUGCCGAGGGGCGAUGCGCUAGCGCCUGUAGCAGCCGCACCCCGGCCCGGCCGGCAGGAUGCAGAUCUGUUUCCUGUUGGAGACCCCGGGUAAAGGCUACACAUUCCUGGCAGAGCCAGAGACUCCAGAAUCCCUGAUCAUCCUUAUCCGACUCCUGACUAAGAAUCUAAUGCCUGUAACCUGCUGAGAAAAAUGCAUGUGAAGUCCUCCUCCUCCUUUUCUCUCUCCUGCCCUUCAAGGAGGCAUUUAAUAACAUCUGAGGAAUCUCUCCGAAGGAAGGCAGGGCUGCUGCUGGUUUUCCAAUGGUUUUCAGAAGCAGCACCACCUCAGGAAAGAAAAGUGGCAGCCCUGGGCUCCUCGGUGCUGCUGCUUGCACCAGACAAUGUACAAGACAUCAACUUCAUCCAGUGGGAAUAUCUAAGUGACUCCGGCCCGCAGUUCAUUGUGCAGUUCUAUAAGAAUGCCCAGGAGCCAACUGUCUUUGCACCCUUUAGAGGCAGAGUCAUUUUUCACCCCCCCAACGACUCCCUCCUGCUGCAGAAGCUCCAAGAGACCGACAGUGGCACCUACAAAGCCAGCGUCAAUCUGAUCGAGAGUGAAGCCAGGAGGACUCACCUGAAAGUUCUCUGGCCCGUGUCCCAGUCUCACCUAUGGAGCAAUUCCAGUGAAGCCGGUUCACAGAUCGAGUUACUCUGCAACGUGACGGAGGGCACAGUGGAAAAGAUUGACUGGGAGAAGGAAGGGGCGCCUCUGCCCCAGGAAAGAUGCUACCUGCUUUCCGAAAAUCGCAGUGUGUUGCUCAUUGAGAGGGGUGAAAAAUCCACCUGUGGCUCCUACUCCUGCAAUGCCAGCAAUGAGAUCAGCUGGAAGGAAGCCUCCCUGAACCUGAUCAUUGUGGGUAUCCCGCCUCCUCUGGGCCGUGCUCUGGAAAUGUCAGCUGUUGCCUUGGUGUUCUCUCUGGUCUCUGGCUUGGGCUUCGUCCUCCUGUGCUGCCAGUCGGAAAAGCGAAGGAUCAAGGGAGAGACCUGGAGAUACUUGAUCGUAUUAAUUCACGUGCUGGUGUGUGUCUCCUCCACCUUGCUGUUUGCUGCCACUGUCCUCUGGAUGCUGGAGAAAGGUCCCUCGGUGGCCUUCAUACUGCUUGAGGUUUUGCUUGUUUACGUAGUCAUGGUAACGGCCCUGAUCUCGGCAACGUUGACGUGUCGGCCUGAAAAGCUCAAUGGAUUGAAGAGCAAACCAUGGCAGCGGCUCACCCUGGACUCAGCCGCUCCUGGAGCUGUGAUAUUAGUGGUGCUGUUUGCCAGCCUCCUGCUCCAGAAAAUCUCUCAGCUCCAAGAGCGAGGCUGCUCCCCGUCGGUAGAUCUGACCGGCAGUGCAGUCGCCUCGGCUGUAAUCUCUCUCCUUGGCCUUCUGGCCCUCUUCGUGUGGUAUCACCGGACACAAGGAAACCAAGGAGAAAAUAAACGGCGUUCCAAAGAGAAGGUGCAGCCAGACGCAGAGGAGACGGAGCAGCUGUAAAGAGCAUUCCCUCGCCUCUUACCACCAGGAGUGGUCCCGGAGACACUACUAGCAAAUCAGGAAACCUGUCCCUAUUACACGGCUCUUGGCGACACUGUGUCUAGGUGUUGCAAGUGGUUGGCUGCUUACUGUAUAGACUUUGCCAAAAUGUACCCAGCUGGGCUGAAAUUUUCACUGGGGUCUCUGCCUCUGGCUCUGCCCCGGCUCCCAAGAAUGUCAGGAAAAAGCAGAGUUAGGGGGAAGUUAACACUCUUUUUUUUUUUUUAAACCCAUUUCUUUGAGGUGCUCUGGUUCCUCUGGGCAGGGCCGGAUUAAGGCAUGGGCUAGCUGGGCAGCUGCCCGGCUCCCGGCUCCCGGGCUGGAGCAGCUCCCAGCAGCCACCCUGCAGUGGCCACCCAGGGCGGGGGCUGCGUUAACUCCCGCAGCAGCGCCCUUCGCCCCGCGGCCGUGGGGCCCUGCACGGCCAAGCUCGGCCUGCCCUGGGCAGCUCCGGGCUGUGCACCAGCGGCGAUAGCCGGGCCAGGCACAUGCAUCCUGCCGCCACCAGCUCUGCUCAAUCCCCCACGUGCCGGGCAGGGGCGGGGCUACGCAUGCGCCCUCCCCCAACUGAGGCACAAUUAAACUGUCUUCCCGGGGCACCGGAAUGGCUCGGUCCAGCCCUGCCUCUGGAGGUUUGAUGCAGGGAGCGGAAGUUGGGCAAAGUGACAGGUCGGGGUCUGAGAUGCCUUUUUCAGUUGUCACAAAAACACCCCCGGGGCUAGUCACACGAGCCGUGUUGUGUCCAGUGACGAUGCACCGAGAGACGAGCGAGUGGCUCUCAUUCAUGGCAGUGGCUGCAAGAGCGUGGUAACCAGCACGGUCUCCCAGGAAGGGGUUGGAUUGUUAACGGCUCUUGUGGACUUGAAUUUGCAGGGGUGCCCCUGAAUCGUAGCAGCGCUCUGAUUGGCUGCAGAGGGAGCGCACGGCUCUCUCCUUCAAUGUUGUGACCAAUCAGCACGCGCUGCACUUCAUGUGCUUUUGCUUUACGUGUGUGUCACGUUAGUAAUGCUAAUAGGAAAAAACCUACCUGGAUGACCACACCCUGCACAUGGGCAAGAGGAACCAACCUGACAUGUCACCGACGCAGAACCCCAAUCGGUGGCUUAUUUGCACCCGCGUGAUGUAAGUUAUACCCAUGUCUAUGGCAGUGGAGACCUGGCCUUAGAGAUACAAGCCCUGACGGUCUCCAUUUGCACAUGCUCAGCUGACGGGGCUGGGGGGAGGAGAUAGGAGGUGGAGCUGCCCCUUUCUCACAGUAUAGUUGCUGGGGGGGGAGUGGCAGUACCCCCGUCUCCCCAGCUCUACCAAUGGGCUCAGGGAUUCUGCCCCAGCGGGAGCCCACAGACUCGGGGUCUAGAAUUCAGCUGUGCUGCUCCCCACUUCAGGGGAUGGGGGCUUCAACCGCUCGGCUCCUGGCUUCAGGCUCAUGGGAGAUGCUCAGGUCCUGCUUUUAGCCAUGCCUUACAGCCUUCUCCCUCUCCCCGAAAGUUUAUGUGGCUCCUGUGUGGAGAACCACUGGUUUAUUGGUCAUGCCCAAGUGGGGGGAGGGGGUGUCGGACAAUUUCUGGCCACUAUCUAACUUUUCAGGGCUGGAUUCUGUAACUUGAAUGUAGCUCCAUUUUCAUUCAGCUCCUGAGUGUAUCUGUUUGUAAUCCCAACUAUCACUGCUACAUGGUGGUUGUAUUUUAUUUGUAAGCAUGUCUUCGUGUGUGUUACAAGUAACAGUAAAAUCAUAGAGAGAAA
Molecule: messenger RNA, 3330 nt
Organism: Pelodiscus sinensis (Chinese soft-shelled turtle)
Lineage: Eukaryota; Metazoa; Chordata; Testudines; Trionychidae
Product: cell surface A33 antigen-like
Cellular component (GO): membrane; cell-cell junction
Source: RefSeq, a predicted model, not a curated record